UCAAUAAAUCUUGAAAAUAUACAUAGGAAUAGGGGAUUUACCGUUUCUUUUUGAAUAUUUAUUUAGCCAAUAAAGAAGAGGUAUUUAAACCCUUAGUAAAAAAGUCAGGCCAUAGUGUUUAAAGUAAAAUGCAGCGAAGACAAAUCAAGGAUUUAGAAUAAACUGAAAUGGCAUCAACAGAUUCAGGAGUUUCUUCAAAUCCACUGACAUACAUUUUAGACGAGGGAUAUCCACCUCCAGAUUACCCAGGUGACGAUAUAAAGGAUUCAUCUUAUGGCUCAAGGGGAUAUUUAGGUGUUGAAAAGGCAAAUAAGAACGGAAGACUUCAAGAAAGACAAAAAUCAGAUUUAUCGAAAGCCACAAGUGGAUAUAUAGACAUUAAUAGGGCAAACAAUAAUAGAGAACUUCAAAUAAGACUGAACAAAAAUGGGCCACUUUAUGAUAAUAAUCUCUUGCCAGAUCUUGACAAUCAUAAAUGUGUAUCCAUUUCAACAAAGAGACAAAUGCCAGCUAUAUUUAAUGUGAGUAAAUCUAGUACCUGCUUUAAAUGA
Messenger RNA from Saccostrea cuccullata (small rock oyster), 551 nucleotides. RefSeq lists its product as uncharacterized. NCBI's taxonomy places the organism in Eukaryota, Metazoa, Mollusca, Bivalvia, Ostreida, Ostreidae. The record is from RefSeq and is a predicted model, not a curated record. The transcript has 9 exons. The coding region runs from base 168 to 551 and encodes 127 amino acids.